AUGUCACAACUAGAUCCCCUGCCGAAGGACCUGCCCUUUCGCAUUGUCUCCAAGACAGUUGGUAGAGGCGCCUACGCAUCCAUAAAGAAGGCUAUCCCGCUGGAUGCGACAGACCCCGUCUUCGCCGUCAAACUCAUCCACAAGGGCUACGCGCUGAAGCAUGGCCGGAUAACGGUCAAGCAGCUGGCCAUGGAGGUCUCCCUCCACUCGCACAUCGGACAGCACCCCAACAUCAUCGAGUGGUUCGCGGCGGGGGAGGACAACACGUGGAAGUGGAUCGCGAUGGAGUACGCCGAGGGUGGUGAUCUCUUUGACAAAAUUGAGGCCGACGUGGGUGUGCGGCAGGACAUUGCGCAGGUGUACUUCUGCCAGCUGGUCAGCGGCGUCAGCUUCAUCCACUCCAAGGGCGUCGCCCACCGAGAUCUGAAGCCCGAGAACAUCCUCCUGUCGCAGGACGGAAGCCUGAAGCUGGCCGACUUCGGCAUGUCGACCAUGUUCGAGUACAAGGGGCAGCGCAAGGCGAGCUCAACGCUGUGUGGGAGUCCACCGUAUAUUGCGCCCGAGAUCCUGGCGUGCGGGCGGGCCGAUAGGAAGACGUCCGGCGCAGCCAAGUAUCUCCCCGACCUCGUCGACAUUUGGUCGUGCGGCGUGAUCCUCUUUGUGCUGCUGGUCGGCAACACGCCCUGGGAUGAGCCGGCGACCAGCAGCUGGGAGUUUCAGGAGUACGUCAAGACGUCGGGGCGCAGCUCGGACGCGCUAUGGGCGCGGGUGCCCCCCGAGGCCCUCUCCCUACUACGAGGCAUGAUGAGCGUGGACCCAGAGAAGAGGUUCAGCUUUAAUCGAAUACGGCAGCACCCGUGGUACACGCGACACAAUCCAUUCCUGACGGCCGAGGGCAAGGUUUCCGACCCGCUCAACCUCGCCACGCAGAUGUUGGAAAACCUACACAUUGACUUCUCGCAGCGACCUACCACAUCCCAGUCGACGCAAGAGGACAUGGACAUGGACAUGGAUUCGGGACUGAACGCCGGGCGGUUCUCGUCGACGCAGCCAGAAACGCCCAUCACACCGAUAACAGAUCAGGAGUGGGAUUGGGAACGCCCCGUGUUACGAUCUAUGGCCGCGCCAGCUUCUUCGGUUCCAGCGCGCGGUCAGGACCCCAUGUCCCGCGUGCCCCUCGGCAGCCUGGCAGAUGAGCCAUCCAUGUCACAGUUCUGCCAGAACCCGGGCCCCUCGAUGACACUGACGCAGCACGCGCGUCGCUUCGGCGACAUUUGCCCUCGCGAGUCCCUGACACGAUUCUUCUCCCAUGCCCCGCCCGCGCAUCUCGUGCAGAUGCUCGGCGAUGCGCUGCACCAGCUCAACGUGCCUCUCGCGCCCGUGACGCCCAAUCUCCACGCCAACAACGUGGCCAGCAUCAAGGUGCGGGGACUCGAUGGGCGGCAGCAGAAUCUCCACGGCGAAAUCCAAAUUCAUAGGCAUGGUCUGGUGGAUGCCGAGGUGCUCGACGUGCAGUUUGUCAAGGUCAAGGGCGAUCCUCUAGAAUGGCGAAGAUUCUUCAAAAAGGUGGUCGUCCUCUGUAAGGAUGGUGUCUAUGUUCCCGAAGCUUAG
Molecule: messenger RNA, 1611 nt
Organism: Emericellopsis atlantica
Lineage: Eukaryota; Fungi; Ascomycota; Sordariomycetes; Hypocreales; Bionectriaceae
Product: kinase-like domain-containing protein
Exons: 3
Coding region: 1-1611 (536 amino acids)
Biological process (GO): mitotic G2 DNA damage checkpoint signaling; protein phosphorylation
Cellular component (GO): cytoplasm; nucleus; site of double-strand break
Molecular function (GO): ATP binding; protein kinase activity
Source: RefSeq, a predicted model, not a curated record